Empidonax traillii (willow flycatcher) is the source of this 1840-nucleotide messenger RNA. It is a transcript of the gene SLC39A8, whose product is annotated as solute carrier family 39 member 8. The transcript has 8 exons. Gene Ontology annotation, biological process: intracellular zinc ion homeostasis; zinc ion import across plasma membrane. Gene Ontology annotation, cellular component: membrane. Gene Ontology annotation, molecular function: zinc ion transmembrane transporter activity. The coding region runs from base 32 to 1378 and encodes 448 amino acids. Lineage: Eukaryota; Metazoa; Chordata; Aves; Passeriformes; Tyrannidae. The record is from RefSeq and is a predicted model, not a curated record.
CCGUCCGCGACACUCGCCGCGUCCCGCCGGGAUGGAGAUGCUGCUCCCACGCGCGGCGGCCGCGACGAGCUUCGCCGACGACGUGCUGAGGGUGUUCGGGGCCAACCACAGCCUGUCGGCCGCGCAGCUCUCGGCGCUGCUGCAGCAGCUGGGCGCCGCGUCCGCCCUGGGCUCCGCGCUGCCGCUCCACCACCUGCACCACAACCAGUGCUUGACUAGUGAAGAAAUUUUUUCUUUGCAUGGGAUACCAAACAACAGUCACAUAUCAAAUUCCAGCUUCUCUACAAUAUGUCCCGCUGUUUUGCAACAGCUAAUUUUUCACCCGUGUGAUCAUGAGGAAAACUUUGAGGAUACGUCUAAACCAGAUUCUUUACAAGUUUGGGGAUUUGGGUUCCUGGCUGUGACUAUCAUUAACUUGGCAUCACUUCUGGGAUUGAUUUUAACUCCUCUCUUAAAGAAGUCAUAUUUCCCCAAGGUUUUAACUUACUUUGUGGGCUUGGCCAUCGGUACUCUCUUUUCUAAUGCAAUUUUCCAGCUCAUUCCAGAGGCAUUUGGGUUUGACCCGAAAGUAGAUAACUAUGUUGAGAAGGCAGUUGCUGUGUUUGGUGGAUUCUAUAUUCUCUUUUUUGUGGAAAGGAUUCUGAAAGUGAUAUUAAAGAUCUAUAACCAGACUGGCCAUAAUUACUUUGAAAAUGGUGAAGAGAAUCGUUCUCAGGAUAAGACUAACCCACCCAAACCACUGUCAUCCAGCAAUGGGGGGGCGUGUUAUGCAAAUUCAGCCGUCAUAGAGAGCAAUGGAAAUCUUGGUUUUGACAGCAUCAGUGUGGUCUCAGCACAGGAAGAAGCCACCCAAAGCAGCUUAUGCAAGUGUCUUAAUGGGCGUCCACUGUCAAAGAUUGGGACCAUUGCUUGGAUGGUCACACUGAGUGAUGCCGUACAUAAUUUCAUAGAUGGUUUGGCUAUUGGUGCUUCUUUCACCCUGUCUCUGCUUCAAGGGCUUAGUACCUCCAUAGCCAUCUUGUGUGAAGAGUUUCCUCAUGAAUUAGGGGAUUUUGUCAUCUUGCUUAAUGCAGGAAUGAGUACUCGGCAGGCUCUGUUUUUCAACUUUCUGUCUGCGUGUUCCUGUUACAUUGGGUUGGCUUUUGGUAUAUUAGUAGGCAACAACUUUGCUCCUAACAUCAUCUUUGCUGUAGCUGGUGGAAUGUUCCUGUACAUCUCUCUGGCAGAUAUGUUCCCAGAGAUGAAUGAUAUGCUGCGGGAGAAAGUGACAGGAAGAAAGAUGGAUCUUACAUUCUUCCUUAUUCAGAAUGCUGGUUUGCUAACAGGGUUUACUGCUAUACUGAUGAUCACCUUGUAUGCAGGAAAUAUCGAGCUGUGAUAAUGCACGUGAAAAUGGAAUCAUUAUUGAAGACAUGAAGUAAAUUGCAAAUGGAAUACACUUGAAAUCUGUAAAGGGACAUUCAUUAGAGACAAGUCCCAUCCUGCCCCUCUUGCCCCAAACAUAGGAAAUUCUUCUUUAGGACUUGCAGUCAAUCCAAAUAACAGGAGCUGUCAGCUUCUGUACAAUGCCAAAAAAAUGAUUCUAGUAUUUUUAUUUCUACUUAAAAUUAUCAGACAUAGCUGAACUGUCAUAGAGAAAGGAUGUUACUUGGCCAGUAGAAUUAUGCAAUACAUGCAAUUCAGGACCAACUGAAAGCUGAGGAGUACAAGGAAGAUAUGUAUUUAAAAGAAAAUAAUAGAGUUUCAUAUCAUUUUUUAAACUGUGAUGAAGGCAAGCAGUUUCAAUUUUCAUGACUUUUGUUGCAGAAUUUGUCUGUGUAACAUCCCCUUUCCCCACCCA